Staurois parvus is the source of this 708-nucleotide messenger RNA. NCBI's taxonomy places the organism in Eukaryota, Metazoa, Chordata, Amphibia, Anura, Ranidae. The record is from the annotation of a GenBank genome assembly.
AUGUCAUUUUCUGAUUGCCUCUCCCAGUUUUAUUUCUGUUGUGUUACAGUAAUAUUGGACAGCCUUCUUCUAACUGUGAUGUCCUAUGACAGAUAUUUGGCCAUCUGUAAACCAUUACAAUAUUUGGCCAUCUGUAAACCAUUACAUUAUAGUAUGAUAAUGAAUCACCACUGCUGCUAUAUGCUGAUUAGUAUCUGUUGGUCUUUAAGUUUUCUAACUGUGCUGCUGAUGCAUACUUUAAUAAUAGCUCACUUGCAGUUUUGUGGUCCCAACAUUAUUGAUCACUUUUUUUGUGAUCUGGAUCCAAUUCUUAAACUCUCCUGCUCCGAUAUGGCAAUUAUUCAAAUAGAGAUAAUGUUGUUGACGGUUUUAUUUGAUGUCAUCCCAUUUUUUAUUGUUGUUUUAUCAUAUAUUAUUAUCAUAGUCACCAUUCUUAAAAUCCCAUCUAUUACUGGAAGGAAGCAGGUUUUCUCUACAUGUAGUUCCCACCUGACUGUUGUCUGUGUCUAUUAUGGCAACCUAGCUUGUGCCUAUUUGGUACCUAGUAGGGAACAGUCAGGAAACAUUACUAAAUUCCUUCCAUUGUCUUAUACCAUAGUUACUCCACUGAUUAAUCCAGUUAUAUAUACUUUAAGGAAUAAAGACCUGAAAAAAGUAUUGAACAUUUUUUUAAACAAAUUUCUGUAUGAGCAUUUUGGUAGUAGUUAA